UGAGUUCGGUGCUGGUGGGAUUCAGUUAAAAUGCUCUUUUCACUUUUGGGCAUGGUACAUUGAGAAAGGAUUUUCUUCUCUUGGAUGCUAUUAGUAGCAGAUCGGAUACCCGGGCAUAUGACACACAAGAACUGAACAAAUUAAGAUGUUAACCUUAUAUCUCCUCAUGGUCUUAAGUUAUUCACAUGCAUUAGGCUUCUACAUGAACGAAGAAGAUAAAGGCUUAUGGGGGCUAAAACAAGAAAUAGUUGACUCAAAUAAUGGGACUGAAGACUUGGGUGGGUUGCUUGGGGAGGAAGACUUCUACUGUGAAGAAAAACAAACCAUUGGACUGGAUUAGGGAGGGGACUCUUGUCAUUGACAGUCUCUAAGAACAAAUAAGUCAUCUGCAGAGAGGAAAUGCUACAUCUCCCUACCUCAGGAGUGGCAGAUUGACAAGAGGACGUCGAGUCCUGUCCAGCAGUGAUUUUAGUGAUGCUAACAGGUGAAGAAUAUUUCAUGUUUCAUCCUGUAUUGAGCACCUGCUGCUGAGAGCUGGAAAGUCUACUUAAGAUAUUUCAAGACCUUCCUUGCCAGCAGAAUAUGACAGAUACCUAGCAUCUAGCAAAACCAUGGCAGCAGCUUACCUUGAUCCAAACCUGAAUCAUACACCAAGUUCAAGUGCAAAGACACACCUCAGUACUGGGAUGGAGCGUUCCCCAGGGACCAUGGAACGAGUCUUAAAGGUUUUUCACUACUUUGAAAAUAGCAGUGAACCAACAACGUGGGCCAGCAUUAUCCGGCAUGGAGAUGCUACUGAUGUCCGAGGCAUAAUUCAGAAGAUUGUGGACAGUCACAAAGUGAAAAAUGUGGCCUGCUAUGGAUUACGGCUCAGUCAUCUGCAGUCUGAGGAGAUUCACUGGCUACAUCUGGACAUGGGGGUGUCCAACGUGAGAGAGAAAUUUGAACUAGCCCACCCUCCAGAAGAAUGGAAAUAUGAAUUGAGAAUUCGAUAUUUACCAAAAGGAUUUCUAAACCAGUUCACUGAGGACAAACCAACUCUAAAUUUUUUCUAUCAGCAGGUGAAAAAUGACUAUAUGUUAGAAAUAGCAGAUCAAGUGGACCAGGAAAUUGCUUUGAAACUAGGUUGCCUUGAAAUCCGGAGAUCCUACGGAGAGAUGAGAGGCAAUGCAUUAGAAAAGAAGUCCAACUAUGAAGUGUUAGAGAAAGAUGUUGGUUUAAGACGUUUUUUUCCGAAGAGUUUACUAGAUUCAGUGAAGGCCAAAACACUACGAAAAUUGAUCCAACAAACAUUUCGACAAUUUGCCAACCUCAAUAGAGAAGAAAGUAUUUUGAAAUUCUUUGAGAUCCUCUCUCCCGUGUACAGAUUUGACAAGGAAUACUUCAAGUGUGCUCUCGGUUCAAGCUGGAUUAUUUCAGUGGAACUGGCCAUUGGCCCGGAAGAAGGAAUCAGUUACCUUACAGACAAGGGUGCAAAUCCAACACAUCUAGCAGACUUCAAUCAAGUGCAAACUAUUCAGUAUUCAAACAGUGAAGACAAGGACAGAAAAGGGAUGUUGCAACUCAAGAUAGCAGGUGCACCUGAGCCUCUGACAGUGACAGCACCAUCCUUAACCAUUGCAGAGAAUAUGGCUGACUUGAUAGACGGGUACUGCCGACUGGUGAAUGGAGCUACGCAAUCUUUUAUUAUCAGGCCACAGAAAGAAGGUGAACGAGCUUUACCAUCGAUACCAAAGCUGGCCAACAAUGAGAAGCAAGGAGUAAGGUCACACACGGUCUCUGUGUCAGAUGAAAUUAGUGGGGACGAGACAGAUGACUACGCAGAGAUUAUAGAUGAAGAAGAUACUUAUACAAUGCCGUCAACCAGAGAUUAUGAAAUUCAAAGGGAGAGAAUUGAACUGGGGCGCUGCAUUGGUGAAGGACAGUUUGGAGAUGUACACCAAGGAGUUUACAUGAGUCCGGAAAAUCCAGCUAUGGCUGUUGCAAUCAAAACAUGUAAAAACUGCACCUCAGACAGCGUUAGAGAAAAAUUCUUACAAGAAGCCUUAACAAUGCGUCAGUUUGAUCAUCCUCACAUUGUGAAGCUCAUUGGUGUUAUUACAGAAAACCCAGUUUGGAUAAUCAUGGAGCUCUGUACACUUGGAGAGUUGAGAUCGUUUUUGCAAGUAAGAAAAUACAGCUUGGAUCUGGCCUCUCUGAUACUCUACGCUUACCAGCUUAGCACAGCACUUGCAUACUUAGAGAGCAAAAGAUUUGUACAUAGGGAUAUUGCUGCUAGAAACGUGCUGGUAUCUGCCACUGACUGUGUAAAAUUGGGUGACUUUGGUUUAUCCAGAUACAUGGAAGACAGUACUUACUAUAAAGCUUCCAAAGGAAAAUUACCUAUCAAAUGGAUGGCUCCAGAGUCAAUCAACUUCCGACGGUUUACCUCAGCUAGCGAUGUGUGGAUGUUUGGUGUGUGUAUGUGGGAGAUCCUAAUGCAUGGGGUAAAGCCCUUCCAGGGAGUGAAGAACAAUGAUGUGAUUGGGCGAAUUGAGAACGGUGAGCGGCUCCCAAUGCCUCCAAACUGCCCUCCUACCCUCUACAGCCUUAUGACCAAGUGCUGGGCAUACGACCCUAGCAGACGACCCAGGUUUACUGAACUUAAAGCACAACUCAGUACAAUACUGGAGGAAGAGAAGCUGCAGCAAGAAGAACGAAUGAGAAUGGAAUCCAGGCGACAAGUCACAGUAUCGUGGGACUCAGGAGGAUCAGAUGAAGCUCCUCCCAAGCCCAGUAGGCCUGGUUACCCCAGUCCGAGAUCCAGUGAAGGAUUUUACCCGAGUCCACAACAUAUGGUACAGCCAAAUCAUUACCAGGUGUCUGGCUACCCUGGUUCUCAUGGGAUACCAGCCAUGGCAGGCAGCAUUUAUCCUGGGCAGGCUUCUCUCUUGGAUCAAGCAGAUUCCUGGAACCAUCGGCCUCAGGAGAUAGUGUGGCAACCAAACAUGGAGGAUUCGGGCACUUUGGAUAUACGAGGAAUGGGCCAGGUUCUACCCACACAUCUCAUGGAGGAGAGAUUGAUACGACAGCAACAAGAGAUGGAAGAAGAUCAACGCUGGCUUGAAAAAGAGGAACGAUUCCUGAAACCCGAUGUGCGGCUCUCCAGAAGCAGCAUCGACCGAGAGGACGGAGGUCUCCAGGGCCCAGCUGGUAACCAGCACAUAUAUCAACCUGUGGGUAAACCAGAUCAUGCAGCUCCGCCAAAGAAACCUCCCCGCCCUGGAGCCCCCAGCCAUUUGGGCAGCCUUGCCAGCCUGAACAGCCCUGUGGACAGCUACAAUGAAGGCGUGAAGAUUCAGCCGCAGGAGAUCAGCCCUCCUCCUACGGCCAACCUGGACCGCUCCAACGACAAAGUCUACGAGAAUGUAACUGGGCUGGUGAAAGCGGUCAUAGAAAUGUCCAGUAAAAUACAGCCAGCUCCGCCGGAGGAGUAUGUACCCAUGGUAAAGGAGGUUGGUUUGGCGUUAAGAACCUUACUGGCAACGGUAGACGAGACCCUCCCCGUGCUUCCUGCAAGCACCCACAGAGAGAUUGAGAUGGCACAGAAGCUGCUGAACUCAGACUUGGCCGAGCUCAUUAACAAGAUGAAACUGGCACAGCAGUAUGUCAUGACCAGCUUGCAGCAGGAGUACAAAAAGCAAAUGCUGACAGCUGCUCAUGCUCUGGCAGUGGAUGCCAAAAACUUGCUGGAUGUUAUUGAUCAAGCCAGACUGAAAAUGAUCAGUCAGUCCAGACCGCACUAAGUACUGAGGGAAGAGUUUCAUCAGACUAAGAAUUCUGCUUGCGAAAGGAUGUUAUUUCACCUUCCACCAGCAGUGAGGAUUAACCCAGUGUAGUCCUGGCUUGCCAGCGCCUCUUGCUUCAGCAGACCUGACUGACAGCUGUUGGUUCUCUCUCAUUACAAAAGUUUAACCAAGUUUUUAUCAUAAGGCCAAGCUGGUCUGGGAUUCAAAACGUGGCAUUAUCACAAGAUGAAGUCUGUACAGAAGUCCUCGGGAAAUCACAGCUAUGGAGCGCACUUCAGUUUUAUACCAUCGCAUGGGACACACUUAGCCUAGAGCUGCCACAGGGUUACGGUCUCAGAGCCAGAACCGUCCGAGCAGCAGAUCCAAGAACGAUAUUGUGAAGUGAAGAAUUCGGGGAAACCUCAGGGCUGAGAAUUCUUGCCCACAGUAUAUGAACUAUCCAGACUGGAAUUUUUUUAUUAGAACACUUACGUCGCAAUAUGCUAAUCACAAUUUACAGAGAAAGAAUAAAAAGCUAUAUUUUCAAGACUUCAGUCAUUUCAAGACAAAACUAAAGCCCUCUUCAUCUUCCUGCCUUUUACUUUUAUGUGAAUGUGUGAAGCAUUUGUUUGGAACUAGCUGUAGAACACGACUGAAAACUCAUCUUUUUCACCAGAAUAAUGUGCCAGUUCUUUUGUAGCAACGUUGUUUUCCUUGGAAGCAAAAAUGCUGCUUUGUACCAGAGCAAUUCAGAGCUGCAUUUAGAGUUCUGUAACCAUUCAUGUCCCCCAUUUUUAUAUAAUUUAUAAAAACAGAUUAAAGCCAUGUUGAAUAUUUUAAACCCACUGUAGUUAACUAACCCAUCCUUUUGUCUAUCUUGCCUGGGACAAGUUACAGUAGAGCAGUGUAAUUAGAUUUUCCUUGGUUUUCCAGUUAUGCCAUCUGUUCUGUUAAAAUAAAAUCCACGCUCCCUUUUUGCUGUUGAGGGAUAUAAAUUAUUCUCAGGAAGAAUAUAAUGAACUGUACAGUUACUUUGACCUAUUAAAAAGGUGUUACCAGUGAAA
Molecule: messenger RNA, 4831 nt
Organism: Phalacrocorax carbo (great cormorant)
Lineage: Eukaryota; Metazoa; Chordata; Aves; Suliformes; Phalacrocoracidae
Source: RefSeq, a predicted model, not a curated record